AUGGCCAGGCCAAAGGGCAGCAAAAGCAGACCAGGCGCGGGUAAACCUGGUCGUGCAUCCGCAGUGGAAAGAGCUGCCAAAGCUCCAGGUCAGACAAGACUAACUUCAUCUGCAGCUCUGGAAGAUGCAGUGACACCUAUCGAAGACGGCGAUGCAGCUCUUAACAACGUGGAAUUUGCACCGCCAGCAAUCACGACGGGACAAAAUCCUGCUUCUUCAUCUGCAGUCGCCAGGGAUGAGGAUGAUGUGGGUAUGGCAGCCUUGGACGACUCAGAGGUAGUUGGCAAUGCACAUAAUGCAAGUACUGCAGUCAUGGCGCCAGACGCGACUGAAUAUUCUCCAAGUGCUGCCAAUGAUCUUCCCAACGUCCAAAGGGACAACAAUACAAACCAAGUAGCCGGCGGUCUUGUCAACAACGAUGAUCCCAGUAGGGAGGCGACCACUAAAGAGGGCCUCGAUAUCGAGGAGAGCGAUGGCAAUUCAAUUGAAGUGGACUUCAUCGAUGAAAUCAGAGCUAAAGUUCAAGACAAAAGGAUCAAGCUCUACGAGGAAGGUUCGUCGCUUUGGAUUCAUCCGCCAGAUCCAACGAUUCACCUGAUCGAUAAUCCGAAUGAUGUGAAGGUCCUCUUCCAUCCUUCAGUCUUCGUUUGGCAUCCAGCUCUUUUGAGCAGGUCUGGGAACAAGACCGGGAAACUCGAUGAAGAAAGCCGUCUUCCAUGUCCACGAUGCAAGGACGGGUUACGCUUCAAAGGAUGGUGUGAUUCACCGACCGCUCGGCGCAUACAUGACGACGGGAGGCAUUUUUUAUUGAUGGCCUAUUGCUACUGCUGCAAAAAUCCAUCUUGCAGCUUGGAAACCAUCAGUGCAGCCGAUACCGAGUUGCUAGAGUCUCUACCUUACGGCCUGCAACUUGCAUUUCCGGCUAUUCUCAGUCAUCGUUCUGGCAUUUCCAAACGACUUUUUGAGCGCUUUCAGGACAGUAUUGCCAAUGGCUGUGGUCCGGAACACUUCAGGCAACUAUUAAACAACAGUGCCCUGCGACGAUUCCAAACCUUGAACGAGAUGUACCUAGAUAACAUCAAGGUGUGCUUGUCGGGAAAGCAAACGGAUUUUCAGACGUCCUUCGACGCCAAUAUGCCAAAAUCUAGUGACGAAUUCAGGUCAUUUGGUGAAUUUAAUGAUCCCUUGCAGUACAAUGGAGUCGUACCUAGUGUUCACUGGUUGACUGAUUUGUACACAAAGGAGAUGGCCAGGCGGAAGCCUCCCUUGGACAAGCGAUCCCCGAUACCAUUCGGACCGAAUUCUCAUGUGCGCAACCUUGGACUGCCCAGACCGCCUGAACAGCCUGUCAGGCUUAUAAAUCUCGCCGCUUCUGCACCAGUACCACGGCCUGUUGAUCUCUGUGCGCCCGAAAUUUUCAUCGAAAAGAACAGGCAGUCAAGCGAUAUACACAGAGCCUGCAAGAGAUGCAGCCUCAAAACAUGCGGUGCAUAUCAUGGAGCAUUUUGUGUGCUUCAUCCCAAAAAUUUGAGUCGUGCUGAGCGCUCCUUAAGGUCAGGAAAGUUCAGGCCUGAAGUUUUGAGGUUAUGGAAUUGCUGGCAUGUAUUGCAGUACGAACGCAAGAGGAGUUCAAGCUCGUUAUUGCCUACAGCUUGCACCAUAAAUCGCACAACAUUUUUAGACAAGCUCCAUUCUGAUCUGGCGAGCAGAUCAAGCAAGCUGCUCGGCUUCCUUCAAUCGGACGCAAACUUUAUUCAGGAUCUAUUGAAAGCAUACAUUGAGGAAAGAAUAGUCUACAACCCUUUUGUUCAAGGAAGUGAUCUGUAG
Molecule: messenger RNA, 1827 nt
Organism: Protomyces lactucae-debilis
Lineage: Eukaryota; Fungi; Ascomycota; Taphrinomycetes; Taphrinales; Protomycetaceae
Exons: 2
Coding region: 1-1827 (608 amino acids)
Source: RefSeq, a predicted model, not a curated record